AACUGAACUUGAAACCUUUUGGUAUAUGGGACAACACUCCAACCAACUGAGCCAUACUGGCCAGGGCUACAUUUAACAUUAUGAUGACAUCCUUUGGAUAGAUUCCUAAGAGGGAAGUUGGUAGAUUUAAGAACUUUGAGAGGUGCUUCCAAAAGCAUUACCAGGUUGCUUUUCAGAAAGGAUGGCACGCUUUACACUAUAGAUGUGAGGGUGGCUGUACCCUUGCCAGUACUGGAUAUUACCAUGAAAAAAGCCUUUGCAAAUUUGGCAGUAAAAUGGUAUGAUGUUUAAACUUCCCUUCCCAUUUUUUUUUUGGAUAUAAAAAUUUGGGUUUCACGUCUGUGAAAAGAGUUUUGCUGUUUGCUAGAGUUUUGUUAUGGGCAAACACAGUGUGAUGUUAUAGUAGAUGAUCUCAUCAGGAAGGGUAAGACCUUUGUGCUAUUUUAAACUUACAUUAAAUUCUACUCAGGUAGGUUAAGGACACAAAACAGUCUAAUAAUAUACUUUUAAAUAAAAUUACAGGAUUUUAUGGCCAAGGACUGCACCUGUUUUCCCCCCCACUAUCCUAACCCUUCCUCAUAGGGGCAUCUUGGACUGUCAGUGGAGGAAUGCCCUAGGGCCAGGAGAGGGAAUGGAUUCAGCAACCCCCUGCUUAAAGAGCUAGCUGUAUGCCACCUUGUUCAGUCACUUCUCUUCAUUUUGAGAUUAAACUUUUCCCUAGCCUUGUAACCAGGGGCGGUGACAUAAAAUUCAUCCCCUACUGUUUCACCUGAUGGUUGGCUGAUGCUCGGCACUGACUGUUGGUGCCUCUGUUGCCUGUACUUCACUCCUUCCCUCUACAGAUUUGACAGUGUUCUGCUUCUGGCCAAGGCCUGAGCCCUUUCAGAGUCACAUGCAGCAGCUGUGAACAGUGUCUGGACUCGUAAGCUGGUUGCUUCUGAAGCUUGAGAGAAAGGAAGAAUCCUUUUAGUAGGUUGCCGUUAUCUAAAGCAGUUCAAGCUCUACAUUUGUAACAUCAACUGCUGUCUCUUAUAAGACCAUUUCAAGAACUGACAUCAGUUUUCAUACAGCUUAAAAGCUGGGGGAGAGGCGAAGCAGAGAGCAGCAGGCCAGGCCUUUCCGCACUCCACCGGAGCGGGGCAGAGCGUGGAGGAUGCUGGCUGCCCCGCCGCCGACGCCCUCGCUCUGAGGUGGGAGCGCAGGUCUCAGCGGACAGCCUCCGCCAUCCCGGGCCCACCAUGGCCUCCACUCUCUGGCUGGACGGCUGACCUGACUGUGUGCCCCAAGUGUGCCGCCGCUGGACUGGGUGCUGUCCCGGGCACCACCUGCCCUCUGGGAGCAGGGCAGGUGGGCAUCGGAUGCUACCAAAAGCUGGACGGGGCAAAGCAAUGGACUCCGACAAGCUAAGAUGGAAGUGACCUGAGGCCUCGCCCAGGCGGUUUCCUCUUGACAGGACAGCUUAAGAGUCGGAGCACAGGCUUGUCUGGGGAGCAGUAUGCCGGAAGCUGGUUUUCAGGCCACAAAUGCUUUCACAGAGUGCAAAUUCACCUGCACCAGCGGUAAAUGCUUGUAUCUUGGUUCACUGGUCUGUAACCAGCAGAACGACUGUGGGGACAACAGUGACGAAGAAAACUGUCUCCUGGUGACCGAACAUCCACCUCCGGGCAUCUUCAACUCGGAGCUGGAGUUCGCCCAGAUCAUCAUCAUCAUUGUGGUGGUCACGGUGAUGGUCGUGGUCAUUGUCUGUCUGCUGAAUCACUACAAAGUGUCCACACGGUCUUUUAUCAACCGCCCAAGCCAGAGCAGGAGGCAAGAGGACAGGCUGCAGCAGGAAGGGCGCCUGUGGCCUCCAGACAGCUCCGGUCCUCGGCCAGGUGCCUCGGAGAUCAUGUAUGCCCCGCGCUCCAGGGACAGGUUUACCGCCCCGGCCUUUAUGCAGAGGGACCGGUUCAGCCGCUUUCAGCCCACCUACCCCUACGUGCAGCACGAGAUUGACCUUCCCCCCACCAUCUCCCUGUCCGACGGGGAGGAGCCGCCUCCCUACCAGGGGCCCUGCACCCUGCAGCUCAGGGACCCUGAACAGCAGAUGGAACUCAACCGAGAAUCUGUGCGGGCCCCGCCCAACCGGACCAUAUUCGACAGCGACUGGAUAGACGUUUCCGUGUACAGCGGGGGCCCCUGCCCGCCCAGCAGCCACUCGGGCAUAAGCGCCAGCACCUGCAGCAGCAACGGCAGGAUGGAGGGGCCGCCCCCGGCCUACAGCGAGGUGAUGGGCCACUACCCGGGAGCCUCGUUCUUCCACCACCAGCACGGCGGCACGCACCGGGGGAGCCGGCUGCCCUUCCAGCAGGACGGCGCGGCGGCCACCGUGCUGCCGCUGCAGGGCAAAGACAGGAAGCCCGGGAACCUCGUGUGACCCGUGGCCGGCGCCGGGGCAGGAGGGCCGCGCGGCUCCUGCGCCCCCGGCACAGCGCUGUUCAGUUCCACGUGCGGCAGCGAAGUAAAACCAAAUGUGCAAAUGUGGUCUUUGUUUCUGAUUCCUUUCAGGGGAAUUGCAUGCAAACCAGAACUGAAAUAAUACAAACUUCCAUCCGGUCUGACCGUAAACAGUGUUUAUUUGGGGGCAGGCAUUGGGGAGGGGGGCGGGAUGGUUUUGGCAAAGGGUGGGCGUGGGAGCACAGAGAAAGGGACGCUUUGAAGAUAUCAUGAAAUAAAACCCAGAGGUAUUUGAUUUAUUUAAUUAUGAAAGGAGACUGCAGAGAAAGAGGCCAGAAUGGCCUGUUUUAUAAUUAACUAAAUAAAGAAGGAAGCAUUAUUAUAUAUUAUCAUGGGGAAGAAUUGGCCAGUUUGCUUUUUCUCCCAAGGUGUGGAACUUUUAUUUUGUUAUAAAAAUAUGAUUCAAAAUUCCUGUUUUUUGUGCCAAGGUAUAAAGUGGAGAAGUUAGAUGAAUGCAAGGAGUUGAUUUGUGUUGUUAUGAUGAUGAUGUGUUUUUAAAAGUUGCACUAUCCUAAUGUUUAAAAUAUAUAUGAGGGAACUGUUUUACGUGACGUUCUGUAUGUUGUCUUUUCACCUGUGGAUUAUUAGGCCCAAGGAAUACCCUGGAGCGCUUCCCAUAAUCGUGCAAGGAAAGAUGUCUGGGGAUGUAGCCUAACAUGCCGACUUAGGUAAAUCAAGAAAGUCGUUGUUGUGAGAGUUUGCACCAGAGAGCAGUGGGUCACUGAAGCGUGGAGACCUCUGGAUGGAAGAGAGGAAAUAUAAGGUCCAGCGUUUCUGACUUGCUGAGUUACUCUGCUAGCUUAGGCUGCCCGUUUUACUAAAAACAACCCAACACAUGCAUUUAUGCCUCCAGUAUCACAGCCACCCUCUUCCUCCAGCAGCGCAGUUCUUCAGUAAUUUAGAAUUUUUUUUACUGUAGCAUGAAGUAUACUCAGAUACAUACAUUAUUUUAUGCAAUAAAUUGUUUAAAAUGCAA
Miniopterus natalensis is the source of this 3472-nucleotide messenger RNA. It is a transcript of the gene LDLRAD4, whose product is annotated as low density lipoprotein receptor class A domain containing 4. The record is from RefSeq and is a predicted model, not a curated record. Gene Ontology annotation, cellular component: Golgi membrane; early endosome membrane. Gene Ontology annotation, biological process: negative regulation of transforming growth factor beta receptor signaling pathway. Gene Ontology annotation, molecular function: R-SMAD binding. NCBI's taxonomy places the organism in Eukaryota, Metazoa, Chordata, Mammalia, Chiroptera, Miniopteridae.